Molecule: messenger RNA, 3027 nt
Organism: Ahaetulla prasina
Lineage: Eukaryota; Metazoa; Chordata; Lepidosauria; Squamata; Colubridae
Product: lysophosphatidic acid receptor 6-like
Exons: 2
Coding region: 32-1411 (459 amino acids)
Biological process (GO): G protein-coupled receptor signaling pathway
Cellular component (GO): membrane
Molecular function (GO): oxysterol binding; G protein-coupled receptor activity
Source: RefSeq, a predicted model, not a curated record
AGGCCCGGGUACGAAUCCUGCUCCAGAGAAGAUGGAAAACCAGACGGCGGCCAACGUCAGCCACGAGUGCAGCCUUCGGGCCGACUUCCAGUAUUUCCUCUUCCCCGCCAUCUACAUUCCCGUCUUCGUGCUGGGCUUGCUGGAAAACGGGGCCGCCCUCUACCUGCUGACCUGCCGGAUCUCGCACCCGCCUCGCUCCUACGUCUACCUGCUCAGCCUGGCCGCUGUGGACACCUUGUUCGUCUGCAUCCUGCCCUUCAAGAUCCACUACCACCUUCACCACAACAACUGGGUCUUCGGGGACGUGGCCUGCCGCCUCACGGGGAGCAUGUACUUCCUCAACAUCUACCUCAGCGUGGCCUUCUUCACCUCCAUCUGCGUCGACCGCUACGUGGCCGUCUUGCACCCCUUGACGUACGUCCGGAUCAAGAGCGGGCACUACGCCCUGAUCGCCGUCGUCCUCUGGGCGGUCGGGCUGAGCUUCGCCGGCUCUUUGAUCCUGGGAGGCCCACUCGACGCCAACGUCAGCAACGCCCAUGUGUGCUUUGAGAACUUCGGGGAAGCCUCCUGGAAGGGGCGCAUGCUGCCUUACAACAUUUGCGUGCUGAUCUUCGGGUUUCUCAUCCCUUUCGUGGUGAUCUUGAUCAGCUACCCGUUGAUUGCCCGGCGAAUUUCCCACAUCUCGGAGAGCGCUUUCAAAAGGAAGGCGUUGAACACCAUCUACCUCAUCCUCUUCAUCUGCGUGUCCUGCUUCCUUCCCUUCCACCUCACCCACCUCCUCCAUCUCCUCAUGCGCCUCGGCCUCAUCCGGAACUGCCACUUGGCCACCUCCAUCUACCAGCUCCGCCGGGUCACCUUAGCCCUGGUUAGCUUCAACUGCUGCCUGAACCCCGUCUUGUACUACUACACCGUGGCCAACAGGCGGUGGCCCUGCUGCCGGCUGCGUUGGCAACGACGAACUUCCAAAGUCUACACGGUUUGCGGUGACCGCAGAGGACGCCUUGACCAGAGAGCGGCAUUAAGCCUGGCUGCCGAUGAGGAGUCUAGUGGUCCACUUCAGAAAACUCGGCUUGGAGCAAUUUUUCUCAGCCCCAAGGAGCAUGAGAAAUCUCUCUGUCUCUCUCUCUCUCUCUCUCUAAAAUGGGCCCUUUUCUCUCUUUCUCUUUCUGUCUCCCUCUCUCUGUGUCUCUAUCUAAAAUGGGCCAUUUUUUUUCUCUGCCUCUCUAAAAUGGGCCAUUUUCUCUCACUGUCUUUCUCUCUCUCUCCGUCCCCCUUCUCUUUAAAAUGGGCUGUUUUCUCUCACUCUUUCUCUCUUUCUCUCUCUCUCUCUGUCCCCCUUCUCUCUAAAAUGGGCUGUUCUCUCUCACUCUUUCUCUCUUUCUCUCUCUCUCUCUGUCCCCCUUCUCUCUAAAAUGGGCUGUUUUCUCUCACUCUUUCUUUAUCUCUCUCUCUCUGUCCCCCUUCUCUCUAAAAUGGGCUGUUUUCUCUCACUCUUUCUCUCUUUCUCUCUCUCUCUCUGUCCCCCUUCUCUCUAAAAUGGGCUGUUCUCUCUCACUCUUUCUCUCUUUAUCUCUCUCUCUCUGUCCCCCUUCUCUCUAAAAUGGGCUGUUUUCUCUCACUCUUUCUCUCUUUAUCUCUCUCUCUCUGUCCCCCUUUUCUCUAAAAUGGGCUGUUCUCUCUCACUCUUUCUCUCUUUAUCUCUCUCUCUGUCCCCCUUCUCUCUAAAAUGGGCUGUUUUCUCUCACUCAGUCUCUCUAUCUCUCUCUCUCUGUCCCCCUUCUCUUUAAAAUGGGCUGUUUUCUCUCACUCUUUCUCUCUUUCUCUCUCUGUCCCCCUUCUCUCUAAAAUGGGCUGUUCUCUCUCACUCUUUCUCUCUUUAUCUCUCUCUCUGUCCCCCUUCUCUCUAAAAUGGGCUGUUUUCUCUCACUCAGUCUCUCUUUAUCUCUCUCUCUCUGUCCCCCUUCUCUCUAAAAUGGGCUGUUUUCUCUCACUCUUUCUCUCUUUAUCUCUCUCUCUCUGUCCCCCUUCUCUCUAAAAUGGGCUGUUUUCUCUCUCUUUCUCUCUCUCUGUCCCCCUUUUCUCUAAAAUGGGCUGUUUUCUCUCACUCUGUCUCUAUCUCUCUCUCUCUGUCCCCCUUCUCUCUAAAAUGGGCUGUUUUCUCUCACUCAGUCUCUCUUUAUCUCUCUCUCUGUCCCCCUUCUCUCUAAAAUGGGCUGUUUUCUCUCACUCAGUCUCUCUUUAUCUCUCUCUCUGUCCCCCUUCUCUCUAAAAUGGGCUGUUUUCUCUCACUCUUUCUCUCUUUAUCUCUCUCUCUCUGUCCCCCUUCUCUCUAAAAUGGGCUGUUUUCUCUCUCUUUCUCUCUCUCUGUCCCCCUUCUCUCUAAAAUGGGCUGUUUUCUCUCAUUCUGUCUGUUGUGACUCCGGCUCCCGAGCCUGUCCUCACGGAGGAAGAUGACUCUAAUGAUGGGGAGGAACUGACAAGGUCUCCCUCGCCAGGACCCUCCUUUCUAGCAACGCCUCAGGUUCCAGGUGAUGGCCAGGAGGGAGGCAUGUCGGAGCACUCUCUAAUAGGGAGUGACGAAGAUCAAUCAUGGAUAGAUCCCAAGCAGCGUCGGAGGGAGGCAUGCGCAGCAAAGGAAGAGGUGUGGAAGGGCCAGAGAUUGCUGAGUCACUGAGCUACACCCCACAGGGGAUAAAAGUGGGUGGGGUUGCUCUGUAGGCUCUGUGACGGACAAAAACUGCAGAUCGUGAGCUUCGAAUGAGACAGUUUUCGGAUUUAAGGCUUGAACUUCUGACUAUUCUUGGAACUCUUGGUUGCCCCAGCAACAGACUGCAGCUACGCUGACUCCUGGAGGUGAUAAGAAACUUGGCAGGCAUUUGGAGAGCAGCUGCCAGAACUUUUAUCGGCCAAAGGAAAUUAGGUCGGCUUAUAAGAAUAAAUUACUGGCAGACGUCCUUGCUCGUGUGUUUUUCCUAGGUGAGGUGAGGGGACAGAACACUGUCUCUCUCAUCUCCCAUUUUAGAGAGC